Molecule: messenger RNA, 1340 nt
Organism: Chaetomium fimeti
Lineage: Eukaryota; Fungi; Ascomycota; Sordariomycetes; Sordariales; Chaetomiaceae
Product: ATP synthase gamma chain mitochondrial precursor
Exons: 4
Coding region: 203-1099 (298 amino acids)
Biological process (GO): proton motive force-driven ATP synthesis
Molecular function (GO): proton-transporting ATP synthase activity, rotational mechanism
Source: RefSeq, a predicted model, not a curated record
GGGCAGCGGGUGCAGCGAGCACGAACAGGAAGCGGAACGAAAGUGGAGCCGAGCUCAGCAAACCUCUCACGCCAAUUGCGGUCCUUGCGUUCAAUUGACCUCAAACUCCCCGAUCAAUCGACGCCAGCACACACCGUGGUCAAUCGGGGCCACAGCCAGCAGAGACGGCAAUUUUCGAAUUCGUGCAGCAUCCCAUUUCGCCAUGCUGUCCAGAGCUGCCCGCCCGGCGCUGAGGGCCGGUGCUGCCGUUUCGUCCCGAGCGGCAGCUCCGACAGCCACCUACGCGACCCUGCGUGAAAUUGAGGGCCGCCUCAAGUCGAUUCGCAACAUCGAGAAGAUCACCAAGACCAUGAAGAUCGUCGCCUCCACCAAGUUGACGCGUGCGCAGCGUGCCAUGACCGACUCGCGCAAGUACGGCGAGACCAGCAACCAGGUGUUCGAAUCGGCCGAGACCAAGCCGCUCGAGGGCGAGGGCAAGAAGAAGCUGCUGGUCGUCUGCAGCUCCGACAAGGGUCUUUGCGGUGGUGUCCACUCCGGUCUGUCUCGUUACAUCCGCCGGAGGGCGCUCGAGGACUCCAACUUCGACCUCGUGAUUCUCGGCGAGAAGUGCCGCUCGCAGCUGCAGCGCACCAACGCCAAGGAGAUCGUUCUCAACUUCGCUGGCGUUGGCAAGGACGUCCCCACCUUCGCCGAGGCCCAGGCUAUCGCCGACCAGAUUGUCAUGCUCCCCGGCGACUACUCCGACGUUGAGAUCAUCUACAACAAGUUCCUCAACGCUCAGAGCUACGAGCCCACCGUUCUCCCGGCUUACAGCGAGGAGGCCAUUGCUGCGUCCCCCAACUUCGCCGCCUUCGAGGUCGACGAGGAGCUGCUCUCCAACCUCCGCGAGUACUCUCUUGCCAACUCCCUCUACUGGGCUCUGUCCGAGGGCCACGCCUGCGAGAUUUCUGCCCGCCGCAACGCCAUGGACAAUGCCUCCAAGAACGCCGGCGAGAUGAUUAGCAAGUACCAGAUUCUCUUCAACCGCACCCGCCAGGCCGUCAUUACCGGCGAGCUGGUCGAAAUUAUCACUGGUGCCACCGCCUCGGAGGAUAUGUAAGCGGGUUAGAGCGCAUAAUUCCCAUAGACCGAGCAGACAGAGAGGGGUACGUGCAGCGAGCGGGGGUUUGGGCGGUUGCGGCGGUGAGGAGUUUCGUCUUCUUUUUUCACCUCCGUAGAAAAGACCACAGCGGGGAGAAAGAGAAGGGUGUGUUCCCUUUGUAUAUCAAGUAGCAGAGCCUUCGCGCUGCAUCCGGCCCUCAGUGUAUCAACGCCUUCCGAAUACCAAGUUCCUUGCCCAU